Molecule: messenger RNA, 1656 nt
Organism: Hydatigera taeniaeformis
Lineage: Eukaryota; Metazoa; Platyhelminthes; Cestoda; Cyclophyllidea; Taeniidae
Source: the annotation of a GenBank genome assembly
AUGUAUAGCGUUGUACUGACAUCUGAUGGGAUGUAUUUGGCGUAUUUAAUGGUCGCUCUAUUGACACAAAGUGGUGCCUCCUUUAACACUCAUAUUUGCCCCGAGGAGGUUUCUAGCGGGAUCCCCUUUGACAUAUACGGCAGUCCUAUUCUCCCCGUUGCCCUCUAUAGUGACCACUCUAAUGAGAUUUUGCCUCCAUCAUGGUCAACUGUUUCGGGUAUUUGGACACAGAAUCUCUUGGAUGCGCUGUCUACUCCUGAUUUGUCUAACUGUCUCUUUGAUGACCUACCCGAAUGUGAAAGUACCUUCGGAGAAGCGACGGAAAGGCUAUUACCCCCCUAUGAAUUUCCGCAGGUAUCAGAUCUUCUAGUGAAAGAGGUGCGUGGAAAAAAGUGGGGCAAAUCAAGUCUCUAUGAUUUUAAAAAUACGACGUUGGUGGUGAUAAGGCGGACAAUAUUGAUUCGUUGCUUAUACUGGUGUCAUGCAAUUUUGCAUCUGCCGAUUGAACUACGUCCAAUGAUGUCGGAUGUAUGUCCAAACCCCUGCAAUCAGGGUAACGUUUGCUUAGGGACAGGCGACGUUUAUAGAACAUGUCAACUGACUGGAGAGGGUUUUUUUUUGCACCAGUAUAAAUGCACCUGUAAGGAGAAUUUCGUCUGGGACCCUGCCGUGCAGGGUUGCAUACCAAACAAUCCUUGUGAACGGCAAGGAGAGUCGGUGUGCUAUUCUAACGGAACGCUGUUGUGUUCAUACGAUCCUGCUUUUAACGAGGUUUCCUGCCUCUGCAAUCCUAAAUAUAUGGGUGAUACCUGUUCCAUUCCUGCAAAUGCCUGUGAAGAUUUAAUUCGAAAUCCCCUGCUGCCGAACGGAGGACUUACAUCCGCGGGUAAUCGAGCCUGCAACGUCAACAACGAUGGCAACCGCUGCUUACCCGGCCUCGAUCCUGAUUUGGGCCCCAUCUACUCCUGCACCUGCUCGACCGGUCGGUGGACUAGAGACAUCAGUCUGGGCUACGACAACUGUCUUAAGAAGGUGACAAAGUGUGAUCAGAUCAUCUGCAUCAAAGGACAAUGUGUCGAUAGUCGAGAUGGCAUUGAGGCGGCGUGUGUGUGUGAGGAGGGCUACGAUUCGCCAAUGUGUGCUACAUGGACAGGCGUUUGGAGCUCAUGGACGCCAUGGAGUCAUUGUUUGCCGGCCUGUGGUGUGGAGCGAUGGGCCAUCCGCACCCGACGCUGUAUUACGGCAGAGCACUUCACUGCGUAUUCCGAGAACAUUGAUUGUCGUGAACCCAGUGUCGAACUCGUCCCCUGUGACCCUCACUCCUGUGCGCGUAAGUCGUCCUUAAUCAAUGAUAAGGCCCAGGGAAUGCUACAGAACGGCACUGGAGCGGCCCAAUCUUCUGGAAGUACCAGGCUUCGAGUGGCCCAUUUUACACCAAUCCUUCCACUGGCUUACUCUAGUUUUCAGUACUUUCUGUGCAUGAUACCUGACGAGGGUGCAACUCUAACCCGAUACUUUGAAAUCCGGGAGCACGCUCUUCAGGCAGUGUUCGUACUUGCAGCUGCAACAGGUGCGCUCCUAGCGCUCUGCUGGAGGCUUUCUCUUCACGCCAAAUUGGCUACCCGAAUGAAGCUAACAUUAAGAAGGUCCCAUUAA